Zalophus californianus (California sea lion) is the source of this 5550-nucleotide messenger RNA. RefSeq names its product NOVA alternative splicing regulator 1 (gene NOVA1). Gene Ontology annotation, cellular component: nucleus; cytoplasm. The record is from RefSeq and is a predicted model, not a curated record. Bases 332 to 1855 code for a protein of 507 amino acids. Gene Ontology annotation, biological process: regulation of alternative mRNA splicing, via spliceosome; mRNA splicing, via spliceosome. The transcript has 5 exons. NCBI's taxonomy places the organism in Eukaryota, Metazoa, Chordata, Mammalia, Carnivora, Otariidae. Gene Ontology annotation, molecular function: mRNA binding.
GCUCCCCUCCUCCCGCUCAUUCACUCGCCCCUCUCCUUUCACUCUCUCCCCCUCUCUCCUUUCUUCUCCUUCUUUCACCCUCCGUCUCUCACACCCCCUCCAUUCCCCUGUCUCCUUUCUGACACUGCACUGCAGCUGCUCCUCAGCCCUGCCCCCUCCCCAGUGAGAACAAACCAGCAACAUUGCUUUUUUUUCCUAAAGAGAUUUCUAUUGAUCCGAUUAAAAAAAAAAAAAAAAAAAACCUUAAGAAACCCCAAACGCAAAAAAAAAGAAAAAAAGCCAAAACAAAAGGGAGAACCUUCUCCCCGUAGCAGCGGCAGGAACUGCAAACAUGAUGGCGGCAGCUCCCAUCCAGCAGAACGGGACCCACACUGGGGUUCCCAUAGACCUGGACCCGCCGGACUCGCGGAAAAGGCCGCUGGAAGCCCCCCCUGAAGCCGGCAGCACCAAGAGGACCAAUACGGGCGAAGACGGCCAGUAUUUUCUAAAGGUUCUCAUACCUAGUUAUGCUGCUGGAUCUAUAAUUGGGAAGGGAGGACAGACAAUUGUUCAGUUGCAAAAAGAAACUGGAGCCACCAUCAAGCUGUCUAAGUCCAAAGAUUUUUACCCAGGUACUACUGAACGAGUAUGCUUGAUCCAGGGAACAGUUGAAGCACUGAAUGCAGUUCAUGGAUUCAUUGCAGAAAAAAUUCGAGAAAUGCCCCAAAAUGUGGCCAAGACAGAACCAGUCAGCAUUCUACAACCCCAGACCACCGUUAAUCCAGAUCGCAUCAAACAAACAUUGCCAUCUUCCCCAACUACCACCAAGUCCUCUCCAUCUGACCCCAUGACCACCUCCAGAGCUAAUCAGGUAAAGAUUAUAGUUCCCAACAGCACAGCAGGUCUGAUAAUAGGGAAGGGAGGUGCUACUGUGAAGGCUAUAAUGGAGCAGUCAGGGGCUUGGGUGCAGCUUUCCCAGAAACCUGAUGGGAUCAACUUGCAAGAGAGGGUUGUCACUGUGAGUGGAGAACCUGAACAAAACCGAAAAGCUGUUGAACUUAUCAUCCAGAAGAUACAAGAGGAUCCACAGAGUGGCAGCUGUCUCAAUAUCAGUUAUGCCAAUGUUACAGGUCCAGUGGCAAAUUCCAAUCCAACCGGAUCUCCUUAUGCAAACACUGCUGAAGUGUUACCAACUGCUGCUGCUGCCGCAGGGCUAUUAGGACACGCUAACCUUGCUGGCGUUGCAGCCUUUCCAGCAGUUUUAUCUGGCUUCACAGGCAAUGACCUGGUGGCCAUCACCUCUGCACUUAAUACUUUAGCCAGCUACGGAUAUAAUCUCAACACAUUAGGUUUAGGUCUCAGCCAAGCAGCAGCAACAGGGGCCUUGGCUGCAGCAGCUGCCAGUGCCAACCCAGCAGCAGCAGCAGCCAAUUUGUUGGCCACCUAUGCCAGUGAAGCCUCAGCCAGUGGCAGCACAGCUGGUGGCACGGCGGGGACAUUUGCAUUAGGUAGCCUGGCUGCUGCUACUGCUGCAACCAAUGGAUAUUUUGGAGCUGCUUCUCCCCUAGCUGCCAGUGCCAUUCUAGGAACAGAAAAAUCCACAGAUGGAUCAAAGGAUGUAGUUGAAAUAGCAGUGCCAGAAAACUUAGUUGGUGCAAUACUUGGCAAAGGAGGGAAAACAUUAGUGGAAUACCAGGAGUUGACUGGUGCAAGGAUACAGAUCUCCAAAAAAGGAGAAUUCGUACCUGGCACAAGGAAUCGGAAGGUAACCAUUACUGGAACACCAGCUGCAACACAGGCUGCUCAGUAUUUAAUUACACAAAGGAUCACAUAUGAGCAAGGAGUGCGGGCUGCCAAUCCUCAGAAAGUGGGUUGAGUGCCCCAAUUAUACAUCAGAUUGUUUUAACCCCUCCUUUACCCCAUUUUCAAGAAGGAUGUACUGUACUUUGCAGAAGUGAAGUUUUUCUGUUAUUAAUAUAUAAUUAUGCAAAUGAAUGCGACUAUGUUGACAAUGUGUAUAUGUAAAUAAUAUGUGUUUUACCAGAUGUUUCAUAGAAAGAAUUUUUUCUUGAUCUGUUUUGUUCUCUAUACUUUGCUUGUGUAUAUUUGUCAGAGGUGUUUCUAGUGUAAGAUUUAAGCCUGCCAUUUUACCAGCAUUAUUGUAGUUUAAUGAUUGAAUGUAGACAGGGAUAUGCGUAUAGUUUUCAGUAUUAGUUCUAGAUAACACUAAAUUAACUACUGUUAGGUUGAGUAUGGUGGGGUCAGUGACCUAAAAUGGAGUGAGGCCAAAGCACUGUCAUGUAAGUCUUACUUCCUGCUUAGGGCACAGUGAAGUAGGAGACAAUAUUUUGAAAAUAAGUUUUAAAUUUAAAAUGAUCAAAAAGCAAUAUAGUUGCAUAAAAGCACUGUAAAAUAUUUAAAAGGUUAAAACUGUGGAAAAUUAUAUUGGUAAGUUUACAGAUCAAUAAAAGCACCUGUUCUCCAUCUGAACUAGACAAUGGAAAUAAUGCUGCAUGCUGGCCAUGGCCCAUUCUUCAUCAUUUGUAAGUUCAACAAAAGUUCUCACAUGGAGUCCCACCUCUUCAGAGGUUUGUACAUUUGUUUUUAAGCACUGAAUUCACUACUGAUCCCAUCGCCUGGCCAGUAGAACAGUCAUUACUCCAUUAACAUCCUCACUGUUUAGACACAUAACUGUGGUACAGUGUAUUGGAAAUUUUAUAAACAAAAGUGAAAGUGCCAACAAAUUAUUGAUAGCUGAUAAUGUUUCAUUAUCUGCAACUGCUUGAUAAGUAUGUUGCAUUUUAAGAGCUUAUAAUUGUGUAUAAUUUGUUAACACUAGAAACCUAUUAGUAUUGUGAAUGUAGAUUUUACUGUGAAGCUAUCUGUGAUUUAGCUGUUUGCUCCCAUGAUGGAGUCUUUGCAGCAUGGCGCUAGCAGCCAAUGCAGUUUCUAAUACUCGGUAAUUUGCAUGUUUUGUGGAGCAUUUUUAUGUCACCAACCAGACAGUAUUUCCUGCAUGCUUAUUUAGAAGAGGCAGUUUAUCUUGAGAGGUAGUGUGAUCUACCUUUGUCAGGCUUUUUGACAGGUCAUUUCAAAGUAAGCCUUUGUUCCCAAGACCCAACAACUGUCACCCUCUUCUGUACCUCUCCUGAGUGCCAACUGUCCAGGCCAUUUGACACACCAUCUGUUAACCUCUGAGUUUGCCCACUCAAGGCCACUCAUAGGGGCAUCCAUCCCCAAGCACCUCCUCAUGCUGUGCAUGCAGUCUUAAAUUCAAUGGACAAAAAUAAAAUGCUGGCUACCUCUGGAUCAUCUGGCUGAGCAACUGAAUUACAAAAGAGAAUUACUUCCAUCUCAACUUCAACCCAUUGAUUACGUCCAUCCUAGCAAGCUAAAUGGCAUCCCAGCUGCUCCUUUCUGUGCAACCAAUUAAAGAACAAUGAGUGUGAUGCUCCAUGUCUGAAUUUCGUCCAGCCUCUCUCUGAACUGUGAUCUUUGUCCUCAUGAACUUUCCCUUUUGUUCAUUGAACUAUAUGGACUCUUCAUUUCAUAUUGAUUUACUGUGCAAUUUACUUUUGGACAUUGAGAACUUGAAAUUAUUUCCUGAUCCCUUCCCCUUCCACUAUUAAUAAUUCAUUUCUGUCAAACUGUAAGAGUAGAUUCAUUUUUUUUUUUAGUUUUUAACAUUGGACUGUUAUUUCAUUUAGAGUUCUCUAUCUCUAAAUAUUUAUUUAGAGAAUGAUUUUAAAAGGGAAUGAUAUGCUUGUUUAAAUGAAAGAGAAAAGCUGUAGUAAACUGUGUUAAUUGGUAAUGACUAUUUAUCGUCGAUACUCUGUAGCUGUGUAAGUUUUGACAAAUAGUGUAUCUCGUGGAAUCAGUGGUUAGCAUUGCCGCUAUUAUAUUUACUCAUUUUAUCAUUAUAAAUGUGCUUAGUUCAUCAUGUAGCAUCACUUGUCUCCCGUCUCAUUUUUUCCUUGCAUGUCACAAGUCUCAGAUCAUUUAUAAUACAUUAACAGUAAAUAAUAUCUAUGUAAAUUUCUUUCACCAUGCUGUCUCAGAGUCAGCAGUGAACAAAGGCAAAGAUUGGGGCCCCACUUAGUUGAAAAAGAGAAAGGAAGUAAUCUAGGAUGUGUAUUAGAAGCAUUUCAAAUGUUGGGUCUUUAAAAUGUUUUGUUCAGUCUUAGCAAAUCUUCAACCUUUUAUUUCAAAAUUCCAGUAGUCCACUGUGGAGCCCAUGCAUUUCAUCUGGAAUUUAAUGUUACUUUGAAGCCAAACCAUUUAAACAAUUAUGUGUAUUUUAUUAGCUAGUAUUGCUGAAAAUGCACUCAGUUCAAUUUUAAUUGUAAAUGGGAAUUUUAAACUUUUGCUAGUUGGCAUGGUUAUAUGUUAGUUAAAUCUGAAAGCUAAAUUGAAGAUAUUUACAUUUUAAUUUAUGGUAACAGAUAAGGGUUUGUGUGCAUUAUGUGUAAAUCAGCUUCAUGCUGUCUAAAAACUUAUUCUCUGAAAUUUAUAGACCAUGUAGAAUUGAUUUGUGAUGUGAUGCUUUAAUUUACUGGAAGAAAAUUAGUAUGGCUUCAAACUGCCACAGGUAGGCAUGUAACAAUGGCUGUUCAGCUAUACUGAUCCAAAAUGGAGAAAACUGAUGAUACAAGGGCCAAACAUCUUAUGAAAUGCAACUAUUUAUAGACUUGUUUUGCUAUAGGGAGGCUGGUGAACAUGCUGAAUAUGAAUUACCUCAGUUCUGCAGCUUUCUAUGUCUUUUUAAUGCAUUCUGUUUCAGGGUCACUUUCAAUCAAUAUUUCAUUUACUUACUGAGAUUGAAUGGGCGCUCUGAGACACAGUGUGCUGUUUAUCAUACAGAUUGGACACCUCAUUCUAGAUCCAAGAUCUUUUCCUCAACACUGGGAGCUGUCCUUUCAGCACCACAAAAUUACUGCUUGAAGUUGCAUUGCAGUUUUUUUUUUCCUUUAUCACUGGGAGCUUUUCUUUCAGCACCACAACAUUGCACCUAGACUUUUUAAACGGCUGCCUUCCUCUUUGCACUGAAGACCAAUUUCGUCUGCACUUCCAGUUAUUGCUAUUACCUGUAGGACUUUCAAUCCUACUUCACCUCACCCACCCCACUCCUGAAACAGUUAAAUGUAUCUAUUUCUGUGGAAGUCAUUUUCUCAUUGAAUGAUCAGAAACAAAGAUAAAUUCUAACCUGUAACGGCUCAUUUCGACUCAUUGCUUACAAUGAUCUAAGCUCUUUUUUCUGCUUUUUCGACUCCUUCCAGCUUCCCAUCACAUCUGUAACAAACUUUUAAAAUUAUAUUGCCACACCACCAUGCACAGCCUACCUGCACAGUAGAGAUAGAUUAUUCCAUCGUAUUCAGAUGGUUAACAGAGGUUAGCAAGUCCUGUAUUAUAUAUUUAUAUCGCUUUCUAAGAAAGUGCAUAUUAAUGUUUACUUUAAGAAUGUGUAAAUGGUGCUAUCAAGAAUCUGAUAAAUUUUAUCCCAGUUUUUUGUGUACCACUUCUAAUGUAUGAGAUUUAUUUUUCUAUUGGAAAAAAAUAAACAGUAUGAAAGCA